AUGAAACGGCUGGCCAAGCUGCAGCAGUCACAAUCAACGCAGUCGUCGUCCUCGUCCGAGGCCUCCACUUCGACCACGUCGACCUCCAGAGCGAGCGCCACCGUUCCCGCUCCUGCUCGAGCUCCGUCUCAGUCGCCGUCCCAGUCAAGGCGGAGCAUCGUACUACCAGCCGCCCCGGUGCGAGUGAGUCCCUAAUCCCUUCCGCUACAUUCAACGCGUGUCAGCCCGCUGCAUCUAGCCGACCCGAGUCGAGUGAGCUAAGCUGAAGAGCACCGUCCUGUCGAUCGUCCGAAAGGCCUCGUUGUCCAACAAGAGCACGCCCAUCCCGACCCCGGCCCCGACCCCUUCCACCUCCAAAGCCGACGGAGCCUCGACUCCACAGGCCACCUUGCCCCGGUCGACUUCGAUCGAGUCGUUUGAGGACUGGCAGCACACCACACUGCAAACCGUGUUGCGCGUCACGCUCGAUGUGAGGGAGAAUCAGCCGAGUUCACCUCCUAUCCCGACCUGCCUCGAGCCUGUUCAAGCGCUGAUAUCGGUGUGUGUACGCAGAGAGAGCAAGCCGAAGCUUUCAACUGGUCCAUCACCUACCUCAAGGACGUCGCCGAAGAAAUUGCCGCCGAGACAGCUCCAGGUUCGUUUUUGGUUUUUGCGCGCACCCCCACAUUACGGCCCUGCGGCUUACAACCCUCCUGAGCAAAUCCUUGACACCCUGCAGACCCAGCCACGCCCCUCAAACUCGAUGCCGAAUCAAUCGAUCGACUGCUCCUGGCUCGUCUCUCCCUCUCACCGAGCCUCAUGACCGACGACCCCGAGAUCAUCACCGUCGUGGCAUCAUUACCCGAGAACCAGACCCCAUUCGGCUAUCUCGGCGGAUGCUGGAAGCGCGAGCGAGCCGAGCGACAAAAGCUAUUGUCCCGCAGAGUACGCUGCAAGUCUAGCCAGUCGAGUGCAAGAUUAGGGAUCAGUAAUGUGUUGACGCAGCGAUGUUUGUCGAUCGCAGAAUCUUUCGGCCGCAGACCGUUCCGCGCGCGUCGAAGUUCUCAACAAGGCCAAGGCUCUCAUCGUGUCUUACACUGGGCUCGUCCUCAUUGACCCCUCCAUGUUUCCUCAAGAGCACACUACGUCAGUCUCAACGUGCCUUUGACUUGCCUGCGAAUUUUCGACCACUGAAAACUGUCAUCUUUGACACCGAUCAGACCCACUUCACCUGGGCCCUUGGAAUUGGCUGGAUUGCUGCUCCCCAUGUCCAACACGGGCCCAAAAACGAGCACUUUACAGUCGACAGAUCUUCCGGCCCUUUUGCAAGACUUGGCCGGUCGGUUCACACCGUCGCCCGCGAACGACGAAGAGGGGGGGUUGGAAGAGGUAAUUGGUCCACUCAUCUCACAUUUCGGGACCCAGUUGAUCGCACACAAGGUGGACAUUGGCGGCUCGACUAGCGUGAAUGGGGCCAGUUGGCGUGACGUGCUCGGCGCCGUGCAGACUUUGAGUGAGAUCAAAGGCGUCGCUUCUACACUUCCGCAAUGCCACAACUGGGUCGUCACUGGGACCCCUCAAGCCCAGGCACCCCUGAUUGAGAUGCUCUCUCUGUUGGGUCCAUUCCUGCGCUUGAGCGCAUUUCCAGACUCGUUCGUAAGUUUUUCAAGUCAGUCCAGGGCUAUCAGGACACGCAGUGACUUGAUAUGCCCUACCUGUUGCUCUAGCCUGCAAUCGCCAAGCUCUACUUCCCCGAACCGUCGACGCAAGGCCGAGGGAAUCUGGACAGCGCAGCGCAAAGUCUGCGGGGUACGCUUUCAGGUGUUCAGGUGCGUCGCUUCACCUGCUGCUCAGACCCUUGGCUGUCGUACUCAUAUUUGCUUGAUGCCACCUUGCAGCACAUCCUGUUCCAAAUUCUGAACAACGUGGUCCGAUCAGGUCCAGUGGCCCGCGAAGCUGUGUUGAGUUAUUUUGGCAACGUGGCCAGGACCAACAUCAAACGAUCAGCCAUGCGCGUCGAUGCGAGAACUGUCUCGAGCCAUGGCUUCAUCAUCAAUUUGCACACUGCAUUGCUCGCGUUUGCCCAACCUUUCACGGAUGCUCAAUUCAGCAAGGUGCGCCGUCCGAGCCCGCUUUUGCCGCUUGUCCGAUCUUUGCACUCACCGCCUGUCCUGCACCUUUCACCUUUCAGAUUGACAAGAUCGAUCCUUUAUACUACAAGAAAUCACGACGAAUCGAUAUCGCGGACGAAACAAAGAUGAGCGCGACCCAGAGCGAGAGUGAAGAAUAUUAUUUGCAAGCAGCGGACGAGGCCCAGCUCGGACCAGUCAAUUUCAUCUCCGAAGUCUUUUUCCUUUGCUGCACCUACUUUCGCCUCGGUAUUAUGCACGCCAUCAAAGAGCACAAAGGGUUCUCGCAACAGAUCCGACACAUGACGCGCGAGUUGGCCGACAUGGAGACGGACCAAACCUACCGCGGCACCCCGGGGGAAGCGCGUGCCUUGGCGGAGAUCGAGCGCUACAAAAAGAGGACAGAGAUGUUCAAGAGUCAUCUCGAGGCGUACCAAGUCCAACUGUUUGAUACGACGUAUCUGUCGAACUGCCUUGGGUUCGCGAACCUCGUCAUGGCAUGGCUUGUGCGCCAAGUCGAUCCCAAGAAGCAACACCCUCAGGUCCGCGUCCAGUGAGUCUGAUUGUCGAUCCGCGACUAUGACGUGUCCAGUGAUUCAUUCCCACGUUUACAAAAUGCCAUGCGUGACCAUUCGCAGACUACCCAUGCCGGACGAAACACCGCUCGGUUUCCGGAUGUUGCCCGAGUUCCUCAUUGAGGACAUCACCGAGUUCCUGAGCUUCGCCUCAAAGUCAGUUCCCUGAUGCACUUCUCUUCAUACAUACAAAGAACUGACGAGUCUAGUAUGAGUUGUAGAGCUGCACCACUUGUUCUUGCUGAACAGUCGCAAGACGAGCUCGUCACGUUCAUGCUCGUGUUUCUUUCGACACCAUACAUGAAGAACCCAUAUCUCAAAGGCCAAUUCGUUGAGGUACGCUUCCGAGUUGUGCUUUCCACCGUGUUUAAGCACCUAUUGAUGAUAGCGCUUGGCUUGGGGAUCCCAGAUUAUGUACUACCUUACCCGACCCAUGCCUCGUUAUCCCACCGGUUGCCUCGGCGACGUUUUGAACUUCAACCCCCUUGCUCUCAAGCACCUCAUGCCGUGCCUUAUCCAUGCAUACAUCGGUAAGAAAAAUAUAAACGGAUCGCGCUCAAGAAUACGUUAACCUGACCAUGGCCGCAUAUCACACUUCACUAGAAAUUGAGAUUACGGGAUCGCACACGCAGUUCUACGACAAGUUCAACACCCGAUACUACAUCACGCAACUCUUCAAAUUAGUGUGGAGCAACCAGUCGCACAGAGAGGCCUUGAAGCUCGAGAGCCAGUUGAGUCGAAAGGCUCGCACAGGCUCCGAGAUGGCGACGUACUGA
This is a messenger RNA of Microbotryum saponariae, 3459 nucleotides long. Lineage: Eukaryota; Fungi; Basidiomycota; Microbotryomycetes; Microbotryales; Microbotryaceae. The record is from the annotation of a GenBank genome assembly.